AUGGGGCAGGACAUUGUGGUGGCGGUAGCGGCGGCGCCAGUGGCGGUGAUGGGGGCUCCUCCGCCGACAUCUUUGGCGCCCGGGUUCAGGUUUCAUCCAACGGACGAGGAGUUGGUGAAGUAUUAUUUGAGGAGGAAAGUUUGUGGGAUGCCUUUCAGGUUUGAAGCGGUUAGUGAAAUUGAUGUCUACAAAUCUGAGCCAUGGGAGCUUGAUGAGUAUUCGUUGCUGAAGACGAGAGAUCUGGAGUGGUACUUCUUUAGCCCUGUGGAUAAGAAGUACGGGAGUGGAUCCCGCCUAAAUCGCACCACUGGGCAAGGGUACUGGAAGGCGACUGGGAAGGACCGCCCAGUGAAACACAAGAACGAGUCCAUUGGAAUGAAGAAAACACUCGUUUUCCACAGCGGACGCGCCCCUGAUGGAAAGAGGACUAAUUGGGUGAUGCACGAGUACCGGCUGUGCGACACAGAACUGGGAAAUGCCGGCAUUCUACAGGAUGCAUUUGUGCUUUGUAGAAUCUUCCAGAAGAGUGGCCUCGGGCCACCUAAUGGGGACCGAUAUGCCCCAUUUAUCGAAGAGGAAUGGGAUGAGGACGCCCCGCUUGUGGUCCCCGGGGAAGACGUGGAAGAUGACAUGGCAAACGGCGAUGAAAUGCGCGGAGAUUGCACUAACAUCGAACAGGAUCCGCAGCCUCUCAUUGCUCCGCUCCUGCUCACGUACCCGGCCGAUCCCCCCUGCAUCCCUUUCCUGGGCAAGAGGGAUAGGCCCGCAGUCGACCCGGAGCCCCUCUCGUUGGACAACGGCAAGAGACCGAAGCGCGAUGAUCCAAACUGCAGCAUCGCCAACGGAUCCGAGGAGUCCACCACGACGAGCCAAUGCCGUUCCUCGACAAUGAUGAUGACGAUAACCAACCUCCCGCCUGUAGAGAUCCCCCUUCUAGAGACCCUAGGCGCGAAAGACAAUCUCCAAGGCAGCACGCCCACGUUUAACUCGGCAGAACUUGAAAAAUCCGUCCCUCCCGGCUACCUCAAGUUCAUCAGCAACUUGGAGAACGAGAUCAUCGACAUCUCGAUGGACAGGGAGAGGCUGAAGAUUGAAGUGAUGAGAGCGCAAGCGAUGAUCAACGUUCUUCAAUCCCGAGUUGAGGCCUUGACCAAGGAAAACGCGGAGCUCGAAAGACGUGAAUAGGGAUGUGACGAUGUAGCUGUCGCCCUCCUCGAGUUCUAGUGUCGCGUAGUAGUUGCCGGCCCUUCGUCUCCGACGAGCCACAUUUUUUUGUGCCGCUGCUUUUGAUUAGAACAGGGAGAAGGUAGUUUCAGGGAUUUUAGAUCUCUCUCUACAGUUUAACUGGGAAUGAAGAAUGAUGGAAUUUAUGACAA
Salvia hispanica is the source of this 1376-nucleotide messenger RNA. Lineage: Eukaryota; Viridiplantae; Streptophyta; Magnoliopsida; Lamiales; Lamiaceae. The record is from RefSeq and is a predicted model, not a curated record.